Messenger RNA from Saccoglossus kowalevskii, 797 nucleotides. RefSeq names its product hypoxanthine-guanine phosphoribosyltransferase-like. Gene Ontology annotation, molecular function: hypoxanthine phosphoribosyltransferase activity; magnesium ion binding. Lineage: Eukaryota; Metazoa; Hemichordata; Enteropneusta; Harrimaniidae. Gene Ontology annotation, cellular component: cytosol. The record is from RefSeq and is a predicted model, not a curated record. Gene Ontology annotation, biological process: hypoxanthine metabolic process; GMP salvage; IMP salvage.
CCACUAUAGAUAUAAACACACUUGGCGGGAAACAGUCGUAAGCAGAUCAAGAUGGCGGACUACAUCAAGGUUCUCGAUAGUGAUAAAGGUUAUCCCCUUGAUAUGUUUUGUAUACCAAGACAUUAUGAAGAGGAUUUGGAAUCUGUUCUUUUACCAAGGGGACUCAUAGCUGACAGGACAGAAAGAUUGGCUCGUAAUAUAGUUCAAGACAUGGAUAAUUCUGGGGCUGUAUAUGCACUUUGUGUGUUAAAGGGAGGGUACAAGUUCUUCACAGACCUUUUAGAUUGCAUCAAGGCACUCAAUAGGAAUGCAGAAACUUCCAUACCUAUGUAUGUGGACUUCAUCAGACUCAAGAGUUAUGAGAAUGAUAAAUCAUCAGGGGAAAUAAAAGUAAUUGGUGGAGACAACCUGUCUAAUUUGACUGGCAAAAAUGUUCUCAUCGUAGAGGAUAUAGUUGAUACUGGUAAGACGAUGCAGAAGCUCUUGAAUAUAGUAAGCAAGUUCCAGCCAGCCAGCGUCAAAGUCGCCAGUCUGCUCGUAAAACGUACUCACAGAAGUGUGGGUUACAGACCAGAUUACAUUGGUUUUGAAGUGCCAGAUGAGUUUGUUGUUGGCUAUGCAUUAGAUUACAAUGAGUAUUUCAGAGAUCUCAGUCAUAUAUGUGUUAUCAAUGAAAAUGGAAAAAAGAAAUACUCUACACAGUGAAGAAUUAACUUAUAAAUCAUCCGUACGCCAUGCAUUGAAGCCAGAAAACAUCUUUCAAUAACACAUUCCAGUAACUCUGGACAGUCAGGAUC